AGUAGCUAAGUACCCCUCUAGUGUCGGUAACUCUAUUCAAUGAAAAUGAAGAACAAGCUUUCAUGGAAGCUUCUUGUCUUUGUCUUUCUUUUCCAUUUCUUGUUGGCCUCGGCUUCAGCCUCUCAGUCACCUACCGUCAUUGUCAUCGGAGCCGGAAUAUCAGGAAUUACAGCAGCAAAAAGUAUACAUGAAGCAGGAAUACAAGACAUACUGAUAUUAGAAGCAAGUCAUAGGAUUGGUGGUCGUUUAAUGAAAACUCAGUUCAGUGGUCUUACAGUUGAAAAGGGAGCCAAUUGGCUUUUCGGAGGGGGGCCUGUUUUCAAUCCCUUGUUAGACUUGGCCAAAAAACUCAAACUCAAAAUUUAUCUUAAUGACUACCAAAAUAUCACAUCCAACACAUAUAAACAGAAUGGUGGACUCUACCCAAAACAAGUGGUGGAGAAAAUUGAUAAGGUGGCCACUGCAAUGGAUGAUUUCUGCGCAGCGUUUUCGAAAAAACUAUCUGUCCAGAAAAAGGAUAUCGAUGUCUCAAUUUUGGCUGCACAGCGUAUAUUCAAGAAGGCACCCACAAGUCCACUUGAAAUGGUAAUAGAUUACUAUCACAAUGACUUUGAAGACGCAGAGCCACCAAAAGUAACAAGUUUGAAGCACACAUACCCUAGAAACGAGUUGGUAGACCAUGGAGAGGAUGAAUACUUUGUGGCUGAUCCUAGAGGCUUUGAGAUUAUAGUUCAAUAUCUUGCUAAACAGUUUCUGUCUUCUUUGACUAAAGAUCCCAGGCUCAAGCUUAACAAGGUAGUUAGACAAAUAAAUUACUCGGAUGAUGGAGUUACUGUAAAAACUGGAGAUGGUUCUACGUACAAUUCCAAGUAUGUUAUUGUCUCUGCUAGUCUUGGUGUUCUACAGAGUGAUUUAAUCCAUUUCCAGCCAAAAUUACCUCUAUGGAAAAGAAUUGCAAUUUCAGAUUUUAGCAUGACCGUAUACACCAAGAUUUUUCUCAAGUUCCCUUACAAAUUCUGGCCUACUGGUCCUGGAACUGAGUUCUUUCUAUAUACCCAUGUCAGGCGGGGUUACUAUCCUUUUUGGCAGCAUUUGGAGAAUGAGUAUCCAGGAUCAAACGUUUUAUUCGUAACUGUAACAGCUGAUGAGUCAAGAAGGAUAGAGCAAUUAUCAGAUGAAGAAAUUGAAGCAGAGAUAAUGGAAAUACUUAAAAAAUUAUUUGGUGAUAAUAUUCCAAAACCAGAAGCAAUGCUUGUGCCCAGAUGGGGCUUGGAUAAAUUCUACCAAGGAAGUUACUCUAAUUGGCCUGAUAGUUACAAUCAAAAGCGCAAAGACCAUAUUCCAAAACCAGAAGCAAUGCUUGUGCCCAGAUGGGGCUUGGAUAAAUUCUACCAAGGAAGUUACUCUAAUUGGCCUGAUAGUUACAAUCAAAAGCGCAAAGACCAAUUAGCUGAUCCUGUUGGUCCAGUUUACUUUACAGGAGAGCAUACCAGCAAUAAGUAUAUAGGAUAUGCAACUGGUGCUUAUUUGGCAGGUAUUGAUACUGCUAAUGAUUUAAUUGAGUGUAUAAAGAAGAAAUCUUGCAAAGGGAGUGUAUAA
This is a messenger RNA of Jatropha curcas, 1599 nucleotides long. Its product is annotated as spermidine flavin-dependent amine oxidase. NCBI's taxonomy places the organism in Eukaryota, Viridiplantae, Streptophyta, Magnoliopsida, Malpighiales, Euphorbiaceae. The record is from RefSeq and is a predicted model, not a curated record. Gene Ontology annotation, biological process: polyamine catabolic process. Gene Ontology annotation, molecular function: oxidoreductase activity.